This is a messenger RNA of Crotalus tigris (Tiger rattlesnake), 1399 nucleotides long. RefSeq names its product ras-related protein Rab-3C. Gene Ontology annotation, molecular function: GTPase activity; GTP binding. Lineage: Eukaryota; Metazoa; Chordata; Lepidosauria; Squamata; Viperidae. The record is from RefSeq and is a predicted model, not a curated record. The coding region runs from base 519 to 1196 and encodes 225 amino acids. Gene Ontology annotation, cellular component: plasma membrane; synaptic vesicle; endosome. Gene Ontology annotation, biological process: regulation of exocytosis; protein localization to plasma membrane; protein secretion. The transcript has 5 exons.
CAGCUAAUAAAUGAUGCUAGGGAGGGUUAGAAAAAUCCGGUCCACCUGGAAGGCAUUAAGAGCAGGGGAAAGAUCCCAACCUUUUCAUCUCGUCUAGUCUUUGACAAGCAGCCAAUCGUGUCCAAACCUACCUCGCUAUCCUGGCUUUGACACUUCUUUGUUUUGCUCUGAGCAGGUUGCUCUUUCCACAACGUGCAGCCUCUGAUGUUCCCUCCCUCCUCCCGCACCUGCUCUUCUUCUGCUUCGGGGCUAAUUAAAUCAAAGGCGCCUAAAGGGAGCUCUCCCGGGUUGCGCUCACGCCAAGAGCGGUGCUGGGAAACUCUGCUCGGAACGGGGUGGCCGAUGCUCCAAAAGCUGCUACUGGAUUCCAGCUUCCAGAGACGAGCGAGCACAUGCUCUGCUUUGGCCCUUUCUCCCCCAAUUUCCCUCCGCGUCGCUCAGUGCCUUAGCCAGUCUUUGUGUGCGAAAAUCAGGACGAGUUGCCCGCUGGGCUCUGGAGCCCUUUUGACGAGGCCGAGAUGGAACUGUACGGCAAGAUGGCAUCUGUGCAAGAUACCCGGUAUGGCCAAAAGGAAACAUCGGAUCAGAACUUUGAUUAUAUGUUCAAACUGCUCAUCAUUGGUAACAGCAGCGUUGGAAAAACGUCCUUCUUAUUCCGUUAUGCUGAUGAUUCUUUUACUUCAGCUUUUGUAAGCACUGUUGGGAUCGAUUUCAAAGUGAAAACAGUCUUCAAAAAUGAAAAAAGAAUUAAGCUACAGAUUUGGGACACAGCAGGUCAAGAGAGAUAUAGGACAAUUACUACAGCCUAUUAUCGGGGUGCUAUGGGCUUCAUUUUAAUGUAUGACAUCACCAAUGAAGAAUCUUUCAAUGCUGUACAAGACUGGUCAACCCAAAUAAAAACGUACUCUUGGGACAAUGCCCAGGUUAUUUUGGUCGGCAAUAAAUGUGACAUGGAAGAGGAACGUAUAAUCUCUGCUGACAGAGGCAAACAUUUAGCAGAGCAACUUGGUUUUGAGUUCUUUGAGACAAGUGCCAAGGACAACAUCAAUAUCAAGCAGACUUUUGAACGGCUUGUGGAUAUCAUCUGUGACAAAAUGUCUGAAAGUCUGGAGACAGAUCCUAAUAUUGCUGCUGGUAAACAGAACACAAGACUAAAGGACACCCCUCCACCACAACAACCCAACUGUGGCUGUUAAUAACAUCAUUGUCAACCAAGGCAACUCCAGUGUGUUCUUUGGCCAAUAGAGUAUUUACAUAGGUCUAUAUGCCUUUAUUUAUAAUGUCUUACUGGUUCAUUUCAGAGGAGUAUACCUCUUCUUUAAUGUCCAUUCCUGGUAAAAGAUGUAUUCAGAGUUACAAAUGUGUAAAGAAAGGACACUCUAAUUCCUCUGCAUUUGGC